UUUCUCUUCCCUUCGUGGCUUCAAAUCCAUCCAUGCUGGCAAAUCCAAUAUCAUUCAUUCCCUCCUUAAAAACUAACCCCAUUUAUCCAAUUUCCUCCACACCCCAAUAACACACCACACAAUAUGGAUAUUUGGUCAUGGAUAUCUGAACUCCCCAACUCAGUUGAGUGGAACGAGUCCGACUCACCGCCCUUAUUCGAACUAGCUAGUGAUGGACAUAACGAUUCAGCUCGCUCUAUCCACCUCAAAGCUGAACGAACUUCCGGUUCAGACUCAGAAGCAGUAGUAACCUUCAUGGUUUUCUUACAAGGCUUUCAUCCCUUCAACGCUCAAAAGCCACUUUGGGUUUCCGAAAAAUGCACCAUCUCUUCAGAAAACCCUAACUUCCUCCCUCUCCUUCUCCAACUCCUUCAAGAAAUCAUAACAAACUCACCCACAGCGCAUGAUAGCACUUGCCCUAGGUCUCAGCUUCAGAAGCUGAAACCCGAACCUAUAGCAUGGAUCAUCGACUCGCACACACCGGAAUCUCUUUCGAUUUUCUUCAACCUCGUCUUCACAAUCCGUCUCUUCUGGCUUUGCGCUUGCGACGCGCCGAGUGAAGCAGGCUCACUGUACUUCAACUCACUACUAGCACCUAUUCUCGAAACGGCGUCGAGGAAACUAGCUUCGGUUCUUCGAACCUUCUUUAUAACAGUAGGCGUUGAUACUGAACUCUGCUUCAUGCGCACCCUUGGGUACAUAAUAGCAAAAUGGUGCAUUAUAAAAGAGCUAGGCGUAGGAUUACAAACACUAGUUCCUUCUCCGAAAUUCUCUUACGCGACGGAGUCUCACGGUUUAUGGAUUCUGAAAGGCUACGCGCCGGUUAUGACUAUGAAACUGGCGCGAAGCAAUGGGCAAAAGAGUAAAUUCCAUAGCAUCGAUGCUAAGGAGUCAAUAAUCAGAUACGGUCUCGCGCACCAUCAACUAGAGGCACACGUACAGUUAGAAUACACCGUCAGAUUUCACGAUGGAUUUAUUCAGGUUAACGCGCGUGUUGAUAAUAUUCGUCUCCACGUGGCGAGGCUCGGUUUUAAACACGGUGAUGACGUGGAUUUUGUUGAGGAGAAGCAUUUUCCUUCGCGGGCUCGAGUUUGGGUGGGUCCAGAAAUCGGAGCUACUUAUGUGGCGGGUUUGAGUUUGGGCCGGUCUACAGAGAAUAAUGAGAGAGAAGUUGAAAUUGAGAAGAAUUUGAAGGGUAAUUUCGAGAAAUCAGAGAUUUCGAAGGUGAAUGCAUCGGCGAGGUCGUCUCGGAGAAUGAGGACUAAGAGUUGGAGAAUGGAUCAGGAGGCUGAAGGGAAUGCGGCGAUAUUUGAUGUGGUUUUGCAUGAUAAUAUGACGGGUCAGGAAGUGGGUUCGUGGAGGCCAACAGGUGAUGAACCGGUUCAUGGGUUGAGAGGGAGAUAUGUUGGGGCGAAUAGACCGUUUAGUAAAAGUGGGUCGGUGGUGAUUGCGGGGGAUGAAUAUGGAGAAGAAGUGGGGUGGAGGGUUAGUAGAGAGAUGGAAGGGAGUGUUUUGAAGUGGAGGAUAGGGGGAGAGUUUUGGGUUAGUUAUUUGCCUGAUCAGGCAAAAAGUUCUCAUUUUGAAACAAGAUGUGUCCAGUGGUGUGAUGAAGUUGACUUGCCUAUAAUUCAUGGAAAAACAACAUGAUUAAUGUUUGUAAUAACUAUACUCCCUCCAAAUCAACCACAAAAAAGAGAGGAAGAGGUUAGUGUUAUAGUGUAUGGGUGGUACUAUGGUUUAGGUUCCAACCGGUAGUUUGUAAGCCACUGUGUAGAUCGGUGAAAUAAAUGUUUUAUUUAUUAUGUAUAUAAUAUAAGUAGUUUUUUAUUGUGGCAUGUACUCAAGUCAAAGAAUAAUUUUUUCACCGGUACAAUUGUUUUUUCCUCACUAA
Messenger RNA from Lathyrus oleraceus (garden pea), 1930 nucleotides. RefSeq lists its product as uncharacterized. Bases 124 to 1686 code for a protein of 520 amino acids. Lineage: Eukaryota; Viridiplantae; Streptophyta; Magnoliopsida; Fabales; Fabaceae. The record is from RefSeq and is a predicted model, not a curated record. The transcript has 2 exons.